This is a messenger RNA of Danaus chrysippus (African queen), 423 nucleotides long. The record is from the annotation of a GenBank genome assembly. NCBI's taxonomy places the organism in Eukaryota, Metazoa, Arthropoda, Insecta, Lepidoptera, Nymphalidae.
AUGGCUCCUAGACGUACAUUUACUGUUAAAGAAAAAGUGGAUAUCAUUUCGAGACUGGAAAAUGGUGAAAACAAUGUUGAUCUGUGUAAACAAUUUGGGGUUUCUCAUUCUACAAUAUCAACGAUGUGGAAAAACCGCGCUAAAAUUAUGCAGUGUUUUGAAUCAAAAUCCCUGAAAAUAAAGAAAAAUCGUAAUCCAACUCAUCAAGAUAUUGAAAAUGUACUUCUAGUGUGGUUUAAAGCACAGAGAAGCCAAAAUGUACCUAUAAGCGGUCCUCUUUUGCAAGAGAAAGCUAAUCAUUUUGCCAGACAGCUUGGGAAAACAGACUUUAAAUGUUCAGAAAGCUGGAUUUACAGAUUUAGACAACGUCAUGAUAUAGUGGUCGGUAAAGUUUGUGGAGAAACGACUGUGAUAAUUGGUUGA